This is a messenger RNA of Pantherophis guttatus, 1069 nucleotides long. Its product is annotated as phosphatidylinositol N-acetylglucosaminyltransferase subunit C-like. Gene Ontology annotation, biological process: GPI anchor biosynthetic process. The record is from RefSeq and is a predicted model, not a curated record. NCBI's taxonomy places the organism in Eukaryota, Metazoa, Chordata, Lepidosauria, Squamata, Colubridae. Gene Ontology annotation, cellular component: glycosylphosphatidylinositol-N-acetylglucosaminyltransferase (GPI-GnT) complex; membrane.
GCCGGAUGUGUCGUCGCAGCAGAAUUUCCUUUUUCCAACAUACACAAUUCUAGCCAAGAUAAUAUGAACUCCAUCAUAACAUGAUAUUGUGAAGAACUAUGAGGCAAUGGCGAGAAAUAUACUCUGUGUCCAACUGGAACAUACCAUAAGGCAACGUUGGCAGAAAGUGUUGUACAAGAGGCAGUCAUUUCCUGAUAACUAUGUGGAUCAAAGUUUCUUAGAGAAGUUGUGCAAGAAUAUCCAUGCACGCAAGUAUCAGUACUGGGCAGUGGUGUUUGAAUCUGGAGUGGUGAUACAACAACUAUGUAGCGUCUGUGUCUUCGUGGUCAUCUGGUGGUACAUGGAUAUGGGCCUGUUGGCUCCCCAGUGGCAGUUUGGAGUUGGCUUGAUCGCUUCCCUGAUUGGUUAUGUACUCUUUGAUGCCACUGCUUCAGGAAUAGAAAGAAAUCAAAGCGGGCAGACACGAUGGGGAGAUCUGAAGAAUUCUGUGGUAUUUGUGGCAUUCACCUAUGGCUUCUCUCCUAUUCUGAAGACCUUAACUGAGUCUAUCAGCACUGAUGCAAUUUAUGCUAUGUCUGCCCUCAUGCUCCUAGGACAUCUGAUCUUUUAUGAUUAUGGGGCAAAUGCAGCUAUUGUGUCCAGUACACUGUCCCUCAACAUGGCUAUCUUUGCUUCAGUCUGCUUAGCCUCAUGGUUGCCACGGUCCUUACAUGCCUUUGUCAUGGUGACAUUUGCUAUCCAGAUAUUUGCCCUAUGGCCUAUGCUACAGAAGAAGCUCAAAGCUCAAACCCCCCAUUGUUACAUGAUAGCUACCUUACUCUUUGCUUUAUCUGCCUUAAUGGGACUACUAACCAUUUCCAGUGUUGGCACUGUUCUUUUUGCCCUCCUUUUGAUUGCCAUCUCAUGUUUGUGCCCUUACUGCCUCAUUAGGCUGCAACUCUUCAAAGACAAUAUCCAUGGGCCUUGGGAUGAAGCUGAAAUCAAGGAAGAUCUAUCCAAGUUUCUUAUGUAGACCAGAAAUCCACACUUUGGGGUUCAAUUUUCCAAUAAAAGUUUUUUUUUAAUCAAG